UUUUUUUUCUUUACAAUGUGCGUUUUGCAUCAAUAUUUUGCACGACCAUUUCCAUUACUUCCCUCCCCAAUCUUCUGGUACAGACGUCUUGUGUAUACAAGGCGAAUGGGGUAUGUUUCUCCGCCCGACGCCUCUCCUCAAGCACUCACAAAGCGUUCGUCACCUUUGGAACGCCACAGCAAGCUGUGUGGAACCCGUUCCAAGCUGCGUAGCCCGGGAUCACGGACGCGUUCCUCGGCACUUCGUAGCAUUGCGCAAGUUCGCGUUUGCUCCGCCUUCUCCAGCGACGUCACCUAGCAACACCCAACACGAGGAUUGCGUAGUACUCUUCCAGCUUCCGCGUUGAAAAUGGCGGACCUGUAUCUUAUUUUGCUUGAAGAAGGUGUUGCUGAGGGCGAGCCGGUGCGCACCUUCCGUAGAAAUAGGGAUGCUUUUUCGACACUGUCGGAACAAGAGUUUGUUGCUGCCUUCCGCUUGUCUAAGGAAGCUGCCAGGGAGGUGUGCGAGGCUGUUCGGGCAGACCUGCGGCGAUCACAACAGUCUCGUCAAACAACCCUGAGCGUGGAGCGGAGAGUCCUCAUAGCCCUCCGCUUCUAUGCCACUGGAGCCACCCUCUGGAACAUUGCGAGGGAAGAUACAAUCGCUUGCAGUAGGCACGCGGUAUCCGAGGCAAUCCAUGAGGUUACCCAAGCUAUCCUGAAGAACCUCGCGCCAAAAUACCUGCGCUUUCCUACAACAGCUGAGCAGAAGCUGCAAGUCAAGAGUGGUUUUCAUGAGCUGGCCGGUUUUCCAGGCUGUGUUGGUGCUAUGGAUGGUACCCAUGUAGAAAUCAUGCAGCCGAGCCUUUCGGAUCCACGCUGUAGGGACUACAAUUACUAUUGCCGCGAAGGUUUCCAUUCCCUCAACGUCUUGAUGGUUUGUGACGCCGCCAGGCGAAUUCUUUUCCUUAAUGCGAGGUUCCCUGGGUCAUGCCACGAUGCCUACAUCUGGUCAGUCUGCAAUCUACGUGAAGCAGCUACCACAGUAUUCGAAGAAGGAGAGUGGUUAGUUGGUGACAGUGACUACCCACUGCAGCCUUGGCUGAUGACACCGGUCCCCUCACCCACAGCGCAAGAUGAACAAAGCUACAAUGAUGCACACAACAGGGCCCGUGCAUGCAUUGAGCGCUGCAUUACGGAGUUGAAGGUCCGAUUCCAGUGCCUCCACAGACGGCGUCCAUUGCACUUCGCUCCCGGUCGCUGCUGCAGUAUCAUCAAUGCCUGCGCCGUGGUACACAACAUGUGUGUGGCAUAUAACAUACGUGAGCCCUUCGCUAAUGCUGGAGAAGAGGCGGAAGAUGAUGCAACAGAGGAGGAGAGUUCAGAAGAAGAGAACGACGAUCCCGAGCCCAUGAGGAACAGGGCAGCAGAAGUUAGAAGCCAGCUCAUUGCACGAGAUUUUAGACAAAAUCAAUGACAUACCUCACAGGCUGGAAUUUUGCUUUCUACACCUCCGUAAGGACAGCAGAGAUCUGUACAUAAUACGCAAAGUGUGACCGUAUGGGCAAACUGCGUAUAUUUUGAAGUUGAACUAUGUAGCAUGUUGUUUUUACGAAGCGCCUCAUACAAGAGGCAUUCCAAAGAAUACCAGUGACAGCACCACCUGUUGCUAUGUUGUCAUGUGUAUAGACCUGUCAAGUUACAGGUAGUGGUUACUGUAUUUAAUUACCCUUAUAAUAAUGGUUUAUUAUAUCUGGACACCUUAAAGGUCAGCAAAUGCAGCUGUAAUUUCAUUACGUUUUGUGUGCAACUUGUACUCGAGAGACUUUACGCUGUUACUUCACGCUUUAUUUUUUAAAAAAUUGGUUGUGAAUUUUUGUGUGCUGCACUUUCUCUUUUCAAAUGCUGGGGCUUUUCUGCUGCAUUCAAGUGUUCCAUUUUCCUUGUUAGCAGUUUUUUUUUUUUUUUCCUUGUGGCAGUGAACAAGGCUUGAACAGUUCUUGUGGACACUAGUGUUGAGUCAACAAUUUCUUGCCGUUGUUUUCAUACAUUUUUCGUGGUUCCCACUGUCUGCACAACCACGAGCGCAGUUGAGCUACUCAUUUAAAAUCAGUGUUAUAUGUGCUUUCUGUGUAGAUAUUCUGUUUUCUGCAUGUGAGCUAUGUUGUUCAACGAAGCAUUUACGUUGUUUCCUAUUAUCUCCUUUAAUGUGCUUUAAUGCAAUCAGCUUCAUGUAAUUCAGGAACAGUGGCCAAGCCAGAAAUAUAUUUCGGGAGGAGCCCUA
Messenger RNA from Ornithodoros turicata, 2262 nucleotides. RefSeq names its product putative nuclease HARBI1. The record is from RefSeq and is a predicted model, not a curated record. Lineage: Eukaryota; Metazoa; Arthropoda; Arachnida; Ixodida; Argasidae. The transcript is spliced from 5 exons. The coding region runs from base 349 to 1455 and encodes 368 amino acids.